AUGCCAGAGAAAGAAGAAGCUAUGUUCCGUUCUGCGGACAUGUCCUUGGUACAAUUGUACGUCCCUACAGAUGUGGCCAGAGACAUCAUCUACAAGAUUGGACAAUUGAACAUUAUCCAAUUCAGAGACUUGAACUCCAAAGUCAAUGAAUUCCAAAGAUCUUUCGUUAAGGAAUUGAGACGAUUGGACAAUGUUGAACGUCAAUACAAUUUGUUUAAGCGUGAAUUGGUCUUACGUAACAUUGACAUCGCCAGUUUCCCCUACGACAUGAACAUCCCUCAACAAACUGAUAUUGAUGAAUUGUUGGAAAACUCUCAAUUGUUGGAAGACCGCGUAGUUCAAUUGAAGGAUUCCGUGGAAACCUUGUACGACAACCAAAAGUACUUGAAACAGUUUAGAUACACCAUUCAAUCAGUUGAUAACUUCUUUGCAUCUCAAUCUGACGACGUCCCUGCAGCAGGAGCUGAAACUGCGUUAUUGUCCCAAUAUGAUAUUGGUAGAGCAGAAGAUCACGUUCGUUCGGCAUCUUCAUUCAUCUCUGGGGUCAUUAAUAGAGACAAGGUUGCUGCCUUGCAACAAAUCUUGUGGAGAGUAUUAAGAGGUAACUUGUACUACCAUAGUGAAGAAUUACCUGAAUCUAUUUAUGACGCUAAGCACAACACUUAUGUCGACAAGAACUCGUUCAUUAUCUUUAGUCACGGGUCAAUUAUUCACGAUCGUAUUAAAAAGAUUUGUGAAUCUUUGGAUGCCGAUUUGUACGACGUUGACACCUUAUCCAGUAGAAGAGUUGAGCAAUUGUUGGAGGUCAAUUCUAAGUUGACCGAUUUAAGUACUGUCUUGGUUGAAUCGGAAAAUGCACUUUCUUCAGAAUUAAUUGCCAUUUCUCGAGAUUUAGGUAAAUGGUGGGAAAUACUUGCUCGUGAAAAGGCUGUUUACCAAGCCAUGAAUAGAUGUGAUUAUGACGGAUCAAGAAAGACUUUAAUUGCUGAAGGUUGGGUUCCAACUGAUCUGAUUUCAGACUUGACCAGUUCUAUCCAAGCGUACGAUCAAUCACAAUCUAUUCCAACUAUUAUCAACAUUUUAGAUACCAAUAAAACACCACCUACAUUUGCAAGAACCAACAAGUUCACUUAUGCUUUCCAAUCCAUUUGUGACGCUUAUGGUGUUGGUAAAUAUCAAGAAAUCAACCCAGGUUUACCUACAAUUAUUACCUUCCCAUUCAUGUUUGCCAUUAUGUUUGGUGAUUUGGGUCAUGGUUUUAUUGUUGCCCUUGCUGCUGGAACUUUGGUUUGGAAUGAAAAGAAGUUGGCCACUAUCAAAAGAGAUGAAAUUUUCGAUAUGGCUUACACUGGGAGAUAUAUUCUUUUAUUGAUGGGAUUAUUUUCCAUGUAUACUGGGUUUAUUUACAAUGAUAUCUUUUCUAAAUCCAUGAAUUUGUUUACUAGUGGUUGGGAAUGGCCAGAGAAGUUUGCCAUUGGAGAAACUCUUCAUGCCAAGUAUUCUGGAUCGCCAUAUAUUUUCGGGCUUGAUCCAGCCUGGCACGGUACUGAAAAUGCCUUGCUUUUCUCCAAUUCAUACAAGAUGAAAUUGUCCAUCUUGAUGGGUUACAUCCAUAUGACCUACUCAUACUUCUUUUCCUUGUUCAACUAUAGAUACUUCAACAGUAUGAUUGAUAUUGUUGGUAACUUUAUUCCAGGUUUGUUGUUUAUGCAAGGUAUUUUCGGGUACUUAUCCUUGUGUAUUGUCUACAAAUGGACUGUUAAUUGGUUUGCUAUCCAAAAACAACCACCAGGAUUGUUGAACAUGUUGAUUUCUAUGUUUUUGUCUCCAGGUACCGUUGCUGAACCAUUGUAUUCGGGCCAAGCCACCGUACAAUUAUUCCUUUUGACCAUUGCUUUGAUUUGUGUUCCUUGGUUAUUGUUGGUUAAACCAUUGUAUCUCAAGAGACAGCUCGACAGAGAAGCUGCCGCCAAUGCCCAAUACUCGCAACUUCCAAAUGAUGAUCUUGAAGAUGUUCACCAUGAUGCCGAUGCUGGUGACGACGAUGACGAAGAUCACGAAGAACACGGAUUUGGAGAUAUUGUCAUUCACCAAGUCAUCCACACCAUUGAAUUCUGUCUUAACUGUGUCUCCCAUACUGCAUCUUACCUUCGUCUUUGGGCAUUGUCGCUUGCCCAUGCCCAAUUAUCCACCGUGUUGUGGUCAAUGACUAUUGGUAAUGCGUUUGGAAGUACAGGUAUAGUUGGGGUUUUUGCCAUUGUAUUCUUAUUCGCUAUGUGGUUUACUUUAACUGUGUGUAUUUUGGUGGUUAUGGAAGGAACCAGUGCCAUGUUGCAUUCGUUGAGAUUGCAUUGGGUGGAAAGUAUGUCCAAGUAUUUCGAAGGUGGUGGUGUGUUGUAUGAACCUUUUGGAUUUAAGGGGUUAUUGGAUAAUGUAUUGUAA
Messenger RNA from Spathaspora passalidarum NRRL Y-27907, 2442 nucleotides. RefSeq names its product H(+)-transporting V0 sector ATPase subunit a (gene VPH1). Bases 1 to 2442 code for a protein of 813 amino acids. Gene Ontology annotation, molecular function: ATPase binding; proton-transporting ATPase activity, rotational mechanism. Gene Ontology annotation, cellular component: vacuolar proton-transporting V-type ATPase, V0 domain; fungal-type vacuole membrane; vacuolar proton-transporting V-type ATPase complex. The transcript is spliced from 2 exons. The record is from RefSeq and is a predicted model, not a curated record. Gene Ontology annotation, biological process: vacuolar acidification; proton transmembrane transport. Lineage: Eukaryota; Fungi; Ascomycota; Pichiomycetes; Serinales; Debaryomycetaceae.